Messenger RNA from Dreissena polymorpha, 13095 nucleotides. RefSeq lists its product as uncharacterized. Lineage: Eukaryota; Metazoa; Mollusca; Bivalvia; Myida; Dreissenidae. The coding region runs from base 177 to 1871 and encodes 564 amino acids. The transcript has 9 exons. The record is from RefSeq and is a predicted model, not a curated record.
UAUAUUAACAAAAAAUCAACAACAUAACAGUUGCGCAUUAUGUUAUAUUCCAAGUGUAUGUCUGUCACUUGAAUAAUUCCAAAAGCGCAUGUUAAAUAAUCUUUAUGUGAAUUAAAUAUCGGGUAUGAACUGCCUACGAGUGCUGUUGCUCAUUCCAAGGCCUGAAGAAUACAACCAUGGAAGGAGGUCCAUCUAUCAGUGACUAUUCGUGUUCAAUAAGAAAAAGAAGGUCAUGCAACAAGAUAUCAGAUUCUUAUUCUGCCAUUCAAGAUGGUGCAAGAAAAUCCGCUCGAAGUGGCUCUAGUUACAAACAAUGUUUGAUUGUGGAUAACAGUGAUGUCAACUGUGUGGAAGAAAAGGAUGUUGGUCAUGAAACUAUGAAAAAGGAUGGCACAUCUCAUAGUUUGUAUGCAGCAUUGAAUUCUAUUAUAGACUCCCCCCAAAAAACAUGGUCAGGCAACAAGAGAUCUCAUUCUGAUUCUGCCAUGGAAGACAGAGCGCUAAAGUUAGCUACAAGUGACUUAAGUAACAAACAUAAAACUAUGAUACAUUUAAAUAAAAAAUUGAAAGAUUCUUUGAAAUCCAUCGAUACCUGCCUUGAAUCUUCAGCUGAAGUUUGUGAACGUUUUACACGUUCAAAAUCCAGAAGACAAGGUCGAGUUAAUACUAAUGAUAGAUUAAUUGAUGUGUUAGACUUAAAUAUGAACACCACUUAUGCAAAAAGUCCAGGUCAGACAAAGAAACAUUCCGAUAUUGAACAUGCGAUUCAUAUAGAAGAGAUAUUGUCAGAAAUAAGGAAAAUAAGAUCUCCCCGAAAAACAGAAAACUGUGACAACACUGAAAUAGCCCGCUUUGAGCAUACAUGUACUAGUCUUCCCAAAAGUGUAGGUGGUAAUUUGGAAUUAGAAACCAUUAUAAACACAAUCAAUAAAUCCGAACAUAAUAGCCUUUUUCAUGGAGAAGCUUGCAGGUAUUACACAAAUCGUCUUGAAAAUCUUAACAUAGAAAUGGCUGAAUCAGAUUUAAACAGCAUUUUGAAUGAAAAGGCAAAUGUUAAUGCUUCUACGUUGGAGGCUGAGAACAAAGAUUUGGAAUCUGAAGGCGGCUGUGUGCAUGAUUCAGUUGAACUGCAUCAGAUUUUGGGGACAGAUCCUUCCAUGUCUGAUCUCUCAGGCUCUGACAGCGAUAAUGACAGUCUGCCAGAUUUGACUUACUUCCUUUCACCAAGAAAGAAUUCCAUACCUGUUCCAACAACAACUCCCUGUGACCUUGAACAAUCAGUGACCCCUGUUGACACACCCUUGGAAUGUUUGGAUUCCAAAGAGAGUAAUACCAUUACCUGUGACCCAGAAGUCGAUGACGUAAAGCCCAGUCUGUGCAUGGCAAAGACGGGGCAAAAGAGAAAGAAACGUCCCAAAGAUGAACUGUCAAAGAAGGGAAAAGAAAGACAACGGCGGAUAAGAGAAAAAAAUGAUGUUGUUGUACGGUUUCUCACCUCGGCAGAAAUGAAGAGACACUUGACGAAAAUCCUGUCUAGUAAAGAGCCCAGCACCAUGCACGAUGAGUAUAAGAAGGCAACUCCACGAGAGCGCAGUGUUAUGCAGCAGCGGGGAUUCGGCCCUCUUGACGACGAAGAUCAGAUAGAGACGGUUCUGAACACUUAUGUGGACUGGGUCCGAAAGAUGGGAUUAGAACCGGUUAACUAUGUAAACUACUUCUUUGCUGUUUGGAUACCUGAGGCUAUUGUAUAUUAUUUCCGCAAACAAAAAAGGUACUCCAGACCGAAGGCCUUAGAGAUGUUUUAUAAAGGGUAUCGGAGGACCAAAGAAGAGCGGCAGGUUUUGAUGGCAAGCCUGCGCAAAACCAGAUAGCUUCACCGUUUGCAAUAAACAUUCUGUGCCGUCAUUAAUAUCAACUCUGUACUGUCAUUUAAAGGCGUUGGUGUUCAGAGCUUGCUGUAAAAGAAGUUUGAGAGUAAUUUGUUCCCAAUGUUUGACUCAUGACUUCAAAAUUGCAGCCAGAAGAUCAUGGGCUAGUUGUGAAAAAACACACUUGUUUCUGUUUUCUUCUGAGUAAAUUGGCAUAUAAACACCUACCAUAUUGAAAAACUACUGACCUUUUUCAAACUUCUGUAUUGUUAUCUAAAUUUCCAAAGUAAUAGGCCAGGAAGUUCAGACUUGAAAGCCAAUGUAAGAUGUGGUUAUUAAAUAAGGGUGUAAAAGAAGUGCCUUGUGGGCUUAAUACAAUUCUAUAUUGAAGGAUUUAGGAAAUGUUAAUAGUUAAUAAUAAACAGGAUUUUUUUAAGUGAAUAGAGAUUGGCAUGAUGUGUGUUCUUUGAUGCUCUUGUAGCCCACGCAAUAAUGUAUUUUUAAAAUAUUUGUUCUAAUAUUAAAGUAUCUAUUUGCUGCUAGAGCUAACACACAGUCUUGAUUCAAACUGUACACGCUGUUUGCUCAUAUGACUGCUGUGAUACAAUCCCAGUUUCUUAAACAAUUUGUAUAAAAUAAUGUAUUUAUGUUCCUGUCAGAGUAUAGACAUAGUUUCCAAUAAAAAUGCCAUGAUGUACAAAAUAUGGCGCUUUCUUUUAUUAUGCUGCCCACAUAUUUAUAUAUGGUGAGCAUAAUAGUUGCCAGUUUGGGGCUCCUUCUUACUUCCGUCACACUUUUGUUACCGUUUCUCAUAGGGCUUUCAAUAUUUUUACUGCUCUCUUACAUAUUUGGCAUGUAUGGACCUUUACCUUUUGAUGAUGUUUGAGGUCACUGGGGUCAAGGUCACUGAGGUUUAUAAUAGAUUUUUCCGUCACAAUUUUGUUACAGUUUGUAAUAGCACCUUCAAUAUUUUUCUGAUCUCUUACAUAUUUGGCAUGUAGGUACCUUUCAUGGACCUCUACUUUUUGAUGAGGUUUGAGGUCACGGGGGUCAAGGUCAACGAGGCUAAUAAUAGAUUUUUCUGUCACAAUUGUGUUACAGUUUCUCAUAGGCUAGCGCCUUCAAUAUUUUACCGAUCUCUUACAUAUUUGGCAUGUACCGGUAGGUACCUUGCAUGGACCUCUACCUUUUGAUGAGGUUUGAGGUCAUGGGGCUCAAGGUCAAGGUCACCGAGGCUAAUAAUAGAUUGUCUCAAGGUCACACUUUGGUUACAGUUUCUCAUAGUGCCUUCAAUAUUUGAUCUAUCUCUUAUAUAUUUGGCAUGUAGGUACCUUGCAUGUUCUUCUACCUUUUUGAUGAUGUUUGAGGUCACUUGGGUCAAGGUCACUGAGGCUAAUAUUAGAUUUUCUCAAGGUCACACUUUUUUCCACACAAUUAAACCAUAUAUCGACAAAGCAUCAUUGUGGAGCAUCCAUCAGUUUUACUGAUAUCCUUCUUGUAUGAGCUGUCUGUGUUUAAUUUAGACUUGUGUAUUGCUUUAUGGGUUUACAAGACAAUUCAGGGAAUGAACCUAUUUUCAUUAUUUAUUAGAUUGUUUGUUUGCAUUGUUAUGCCCUGACUCCCCUUUGGUCUGUUGCAUUCUUCUGCAUAUGUUAAAGCCCUGUUUUACAAAAAACAACAACAGAACAACUGUUAUUAAACCUGUGGCAGGGUAACUCCACAAAAUUUGCAUCUAGAGUGGCAGGAAAGAUAAUACAAACAUUUUAAUCAGCAUGUUAAUUUGCGUCCUUGGGUAUUUGCAACAAGAGCAGGUGUAUUGCCUCUUCUUUCAAAACAUAACCUUUAAAAAACUAGAAUAGCUGCUAGUGUGAUCUCACUUGUAAUUGACCAAUAUCGCAAUGUGAUUUUGUGCUAUUGGCUAUUUUUUAACAUUAGUUUAUUCUAAGACAAAUGUGUAAUGUGGGCGACAAAAUUUUUCUACAAACACAAGGCUAGUUUUUAUUUAGUUUGUUUGAAAAUUGUACAAAUGUUGUUCGUUUUUGUCCACAAAGUGGAAUUGUUUAAUGUUUUUUCUAUUGUUUGUUGGCACCAGUAAGAUGAAUGCAUCAGUAUGCAGUGCCAAUAAUUGCAGGUUAACUGACUUUGCCUUUUCAAAAGUUUUAAUUCGAUUUUUACCAUACAUAUAAGAAUGUUUGUGUGCAUAAUAUAGGCAAGUUUUUUGGUGCACUACUUUUUAUGCUCCCCAAAAAAUUAUUUUGGGGGCAGCAUAUAGUCACCGCUUCGUCUGUCCGUGUGUGUGUCUGUCUGUCAGUCCGUGCACAAUUUUUGUCCGGGCUAUUUCUCAGCAACUAAUGACCGGAAUUCAAUGAAACUUUAUGGCAAGCUUCACUACCAAGAGGAGAUGUGCAUAUUAUCAGCGGAUUCUGGUCGGAUGAUUUUUCACAGAGUUAUGGCCCUUCGAAAAUUUCUAUUAAAAAAUUCUUGUCCCCCCAACUACUGUGCCCUUUUAUAUCUGAAUAUAUAGUGCAAUAUUGUGACAAAAAAAACUUUGGGGAGCAUCACCCGUCUCCAACGGUUUCUUGUUUGUAACAGGAAGGGACAAAUAAUACAAAACUUGAAACACGGUUCAGGGGACUAUUUGUUAACUCUGUAAAUGCCACAUUUAUUGUCAAUUCUUAAUGAAAAUUGCUCAGAACAUUUUCCCCAAUGUUAAAUCAUUAGAGUUCGAAUCUGGGUCACAAUUGGUCAGAUUGUGAUCUAGGCCAAGUUCGAAAAUGGUUCCUGUCUGUUGAAAGACAUGGCCACCAGGGUGGGGGCAGUUGGCCUUAUUUGGGUGUAGUGAAACCUAGUUAACACUCGUAAAGUCGUAUAUUUGGUCCAAUCAUGAUUAAACUUGCUCAGAACAUUUUUUGUACUGAUAAUUUGGGCAGUUUUCCUAAGAUGUCUAUAGUGAAACCUUGUUAUAGCACUCUAAAAGUCACAUGUUUUAUUCAGUCAUGAAACCUGCUGAGAACAUUUAUAAUGAUGACUAAAAUAUAUUAGUUUUAUGGAUGCAGAGAAUUGAGUUGGAUUCAGGAAGACCUCAAAUGUUUUUAUUUAAAAAAAAUUGUCUAGUUAUUGUUAGUUUUAAUUAGUAUCUCAACAUUAAAAGAAAUGAUUGAAACUCAUAAACCAGCUUUUGUAAAACCAGUGUUGUUAAAUGAGUUUACCAUUAAUCCUGGUUCACUUAAUUAUUAAGUUUCAAUAUUUGAAACUAAUUGAUUUCAGAUACUGGAAAACACCAUUACCUUCAUUGUAGCAAAAUACAAACAUGUUUUUGAAUCUUCGCUAUUUAGUUGCCAAUUGAUGUAUGUCUUCCUUUUUGUGCACAUAAUAUGUAUAUGCAACAAGCUUUAGUGAAGCUAUACUAGUUUCAGUACAUAUCAUAGUUAUAUUUUCUAAACUAAACAAAUGUUAACAUUGUGUUUUCAAUCUUGACAUAUUCCUAAUUAAGAGUAAUUAUUUAUCAUUUGUAAAUAAUGGUACAUUGUAAAUAAUGGAAGCAAAUUGUACACACUAAUAUCUUAUUUAUAUAAAAAUAAAAUAUAUUUGUAUGUUUAUUAUAGAAUGUUUUGUUGGUCUAUAAAUUUAUGUUUUUCAGGGUGUGUUUAUUUCUUUAUUUUUGCGUUAUUUAUUUAUUUUUAUUUAAAUCCUUUAAAUAUAUACCUGUGCAGAAAACUGUUUGUGAAAGAAAAACUAAUAAUAAGGAUUAAUUAUAAUAAGAAUUAUUUUGUGUAUUUUGAAUUUGCUUCAUUAACAUUUUAAUGGUAGAAAGAUAUAAACAACAAAGUAAUCUUCAAAUGUCUUCUAUCUAUCCAUAUGGUUUGAUUUACAUGUACACUAUUAUAGAAAAUUUCAUUUUUUUACUUUUCACUGUUGAAAAAAAAGCAACAUUCUAAUGACCUGCAUUUGCUAUCUUUUGUCGAAACCUGUCUGAUUUACUUUUUGUAUUUUAUGUAAUGGUGUGCCAUUCAUUUGUAUAUUGUCAAAAAUAUCGGUAUUUGUUUUUAUAAAUUUUAAAAGCCCAUAUCCAGGGUGCAGGAUCGGGGUUUACACACGGGCUGGACAGAAUGUAAACAUUAUAAAGAGCUUUAUUUUUGCAAAUGUCUUAUGUUAUUGAAUUACAUUUGCAAAAAUCUGUAAUGCAUAAGACAGUUUUCUUGCAGUGUGUGCCAAUAUCUUAAGGUAUACGAAUAAAUCCUUGAAUAUGUCUGAAAUCGUUGACAAAAUUUCACAUUGUAUGAAGCAUAACCGUGUAGUACAAAUUGAAUUUUUGAACAAGAACAUUGGCGUAUUUAAUAAAGUAAUUCUGAUGUAUUUCACAUUGCCAUAAGCAGCAUAAAAACGUUUCUUUAAUGCACUCGUUGAAAAUCUUAUGAAAAAUUGUUUAAAAAAGUUAUUUGAAAACAAAAAGCACCACUUAUCGGUGUGUUUACAUCCAUUAAUGUUUAACCCACAGUCACAUGACCAUGCACCCUGAUAUGAUUGUUCCAUUUUUAAACUCAGAGACAAAACAGUACAAAUAUUCCUUUUUUAGCCCACAUCAGCAUAUAGUUCUCACAGUGAAUUAUGGUGGUCAGUUUUGGUCUAUUGUCUUGCUUUUUUUUGCGUGUCUUAAACCGUCAGUUCUUUAUCAAUGAUAUGUCCUUUUUAUUCCAUGUUGAUGAAACUUUAUCUUUAUCUAAGUAGAAAACCUUGUUACCACUCUAUAGAGUUCACAUGUAUGACCCAUUUGAAAUCAAACUUAAGCAGAACAAGCAAAUUCGUUGAAUUGAUAUCUCCCGCCAAUAUGCUUCUGGACACAAAAGUAUUACAUUUGACACUCAAAUAAGCAUUUUUUUAAGAUACAAAGGGCCAUAACUCUGUUAUUAACUGAUGGUGUACAAUGCCAUUUGGCGUGCAUCAUCCUCUUAUCCAUAUACAUACUCAUACCAAGUUUCAUUAAAAUCCGCCUAAGCUCUUUCAAGAUAUGGCUCCGGAUGGAAGGACGGAAAACGCCAAAACAAUAUCCAUCGGCCUAUGGUGAGGGAUAAUAAUAAACUUGACAUCUUGGCUGAGUAAGGUUCUGGCGCAAGGUCAUCCAAAAUUUAUGUAAACAGGUCAAAUGUUAGAAAAACCGUGUUACCAGUCUAGAUGCCACAAUUAUCACUCAAUUUCAAUGAAGCUUUGUCAAAAUGUUAAUAAUGACAAUACAUGUAUCUAGGUGGAUUUUGAAAUAGGGUCACAGUCAUACAUUUAGGUCACCAUGUCAAAUAUUUGAAAAAUCUUGUGAACACUUUAAAAGCCACAUGCAUGACUCAAGCUUGAUAACACUUUGUAAGAGUAUGUAUCUUGACAAUGUUGAGGCAAAGCUCCAAUCUGGGUCAUGUACAUCCAAAAAUAAGGUCUCAAAGAUAUCCUAAAAAAGAAAAUAACCAACAGCUAUCAGCUGGGUUAGAGUAACCCAGAUUUAUACAAAUGGCUAAACUCUUAUAACCUCUCAAUGAAACCCAUGUUAACAUCAAUCAUUAUGAAACAUGGUCAGAAUGUUAUCUUCUUACAAUAUCAAGGUCACAUGAAUUUGGUUAAAGUAGGUUUCAAAGUCAAGUUUUCCAGACUCGUACCUUGCUCUCUGGUCUGAGAACUUCAGAGCCAACGUUGCCUUUUUAGCUCGACUAUUAUAUAUGAAAUAUAUAUAGCGGAGCUAUCCUACUCACCCCGGCGUCGGUGUUAGAGUGAGCAUGCAAAUGUUAAAGUUUGCAUACCACCCCAAAUAUUUCCUAUGUCCCUUGACAUAUUGCUUUCAUAUUUGGCAUACUUCUUUACCAACAUGACCCCAACCUAUAAACAAGAGCAGACAAAUGUAUCAAGCAUUUUGUAAUAAUUAUGGCCCUAUUUUCAAUUAGAAUACAUGUAUGCAUAUUAUUAAUAACUCUAUGUUAAAGUUUGCGUACCACCCAAAAUAUUUCCUAUGUCCCUUGACAUAUUGCUUUAAUAUUGUGCCUACUUCUUUACCAACAUGACCCCAACCUAUAAACAAGAGCAGACAACUGUAUCAAGCAUUUUGUAAGAAUUAUGGCCCUUUUUCCACUUAAAAUAUGCAUAUUAUUGAUAACUCUAUGUUAAAAGUUUGCUUACCACCUCAAAUAUUUUCAAUGUCCCUUGACAUAUUGCUUUCAUAUCUUGCAAACUUCUUUACCAACAUGACCCCAAUCUUUAAAGAAGAGCAGACAACUGUAUCAAGCAUAUUGUAAGAAUUAUUGCCCUUUUUCCACUUAGAAUAUGCAUAUUAUUGAUAACUCUAUGUUAAAGUUUGUGUACCACCUCAAAUAUUUUCAAUGUCCCUUGACAUAUUGCUUUCAUAUCUUGCAAACUUCUAUACCAACAUGACCCCAAUCUAUAAUGAAGAGCAGACAACUGUAUCAAGCAUAUUGUAAGAAUUAUGGCCCUUUUUUGUCUUUGUAACUUUGAAUAUUUUGUUACAUUAUGUGUUUAGAUCCACUUUACUUCUAAAGUAUCAAUGCUAUUGCUGUCAAACUUCAACUGCUUUCUUACUAUCAUGAUGUUACUGUACCUGGCAAGUUGAAUUUGACAUUGACCUUUGAAUGACCUUUACUCUCAAGGUCAAAUUAAUAAAUUUUGCUUAAAUUGCCAUAACUUCUUUAUUAUGCCCCCCUUCGAAGAAGAGGGGGUAUAUUGCUUUGCACAUGUUGGUCUGUCUGUCGGUCGGUCCGUCCACCAGGUGGUUUCCGGAUGAUAACUCAAGAACGCUUAGGCCUAGAAUCAUGAAACUUCAUAGGUACAUUGAUCAUGACUCGCAGAUGCCCCCUAUAGAUUUUGAGGUCACUUGGUCAAAGGUCAAGGUCACUGUGACCCGAAAUAGUAAAAUGGUUUCCGGAUGAUAAUUCAAGAACGCUUAUGCCUAGGAUCAUGAAACUUGAUAGGUAGAUUGAUCAUGACUCGCAGAUGACCCCUAAAGAUUUUCAGGUCACUAGGUCAAAGGUCAAGGUCACCGUGACCCGAAAUAGUAAAUAGGUUUCCGGAUGAUAACUCAAUAACGCUUAUGCCUAGGAUCAUGAAACUUGAUAGGUAGAUUGAUCAUGACUCGCAGAUGACCACUAAAGAUUUUCAGGUCACUAGGUCAAAGGUCAAGGUCACGGUGACCCGAAAUAGUAAAUAGGUUUCCGGAUGAUAACUCAAUAACGCUUAUGCCUAGGAUCAUGAAACUUGAUAGGUAGAUUGACCAUGACUCGCACAUGACCCCUAUUGAUUUUCAGGUCACUAGGUCAAAGUCACGGUGACCCGAAAUAGUUAAAUGGUUUCCGGAUGAUAACUCAAGAACGCUUAUGCCUAGGAUCAUGAAACUUGAUAGGUAGAUUGAUCAUGACUCGCAGAUGACCCCUAUUGAUUUUGAGGCACUUGGUCAAAGGUCAAGGUCACGGUGACCCAAAAUAGUAAAAUGGUUUCAGGAUGAUAACUCAAGAACGCUUAUGCCUAGGAUCAUGAAACUUGAUAGGUACAUUGAUCAUGACUGGCAGAUGACCCCUAUUGAUUUUCAGGUGACUAGGUCAAAGGUCAAGGUCACAGUGACCCGAAAUAGUAAAAUGGUUUCCUGAUGAUAACUCAAGAAAGCUUAUGGCAAGGAUCAUGAAACUUCAUAGGUACAUUGAUCAUGACUCACAGAUGACCCCUAUUGAUUUUCAGGUCACUAGGUCAAAGGUCAAGGUCACAGUGACAAAAAACAUAUUUACAAAAUGGCUGUCACUACAACUGAGAGCCCAUAUGGGGGGCAUGCAUGUUUUACAAACAGCCCUUGUUUAAGAUCAGAUUUGAUUUAUACUUUGACAAAACAACACUUACCUGACAUACCACAAUGGACUCUACCCAUACCAUCCCCCACGCCCCUCCCCAGAAUCACCCCCCCCCCCCCUCAAAAAAAAAAUCUUUUUUUUUGCAAGAUCAUCUAUUAAAUGACCACACACGCACAUUAUACCCCCCUUUCCAUGAUGGCUUACGUUAUACUGUCAAGCACUUGAAUAGUCGAGCGGGUUGUCCUCUGACAGCUCUUGUUUGUUAUACAAACACGGCCGUUAAUCACGCGCGCCACCUCUUUUUAGAGACGCAUUGAUAAAUGAGCCAAUGCAACUUCCGAGGUGGCGCUCAGGCCCGUAUGUUUUGAAAUUUAAUGGAUGGUUUUACAGGGUGAUUAGAUUUUACAUUUUUUUCAACACAUUUCGCAAUGUUAAAAAAAUCGGCCAAUGUAGUACGAUUCGGCGAUUAUAAAUUCAUCUAAAAAUGUAAAGAAACAUACAAUCACAACCCUUUUGGAAACGUGAGAACCUUUAUAAGUUGUGGCAUGGUAGAAUUCCCUCAUUACAUAAAACGAUUGCUUUGAACCUGUGCAAGUAAAUGCGAGCACAAAAACAUCGGCUUCUAGCCGAUCUUAUAGAUAAAUUUGCAUUUUUCAAAAAAAGAUGGAGCCAAUGCCAAGGAGGUGGCGCUCAGAUUAGGAGAUGCCAAUGCACAUUUAUACUUUUCUAAUAAUAUAUUGAUCGUCUUUGUAAGAUAACAACAUUUAACAUGUAACAUACAAAAAUGUUAACGAAAAAAGACCGAGCUAUCUUCAUUUUUUUUUUUAAACAAUAUAAAUGAGCCUAAUUAAGAUUCGUUGACCUUGGCCUUUUAGUAAAUUAAGCAUUUGGAUUAACGGCCACAAAUCAUAGUUUCAAGAAGAAGUGUUAUCUUAUACUUAUUUUGUGAAUUAUCAUACUGAAUACAAUUAUUGAUGUCGUUGAAUUAUUUUGAUAAUGUUGAACAUUAAGUUAAUGGCGUGAUUGAGUAUUACAAAUUUUUGGUAUACAUUGUAUAUUUUUUAUUUAUGUUGGUGACUUCUCUAUUGAGUUGAUCACUUAUAUAUUAAAAAAACUACAUCUUAUUUAUUAUAGAUUGUGUUUAUGUUUUGUAAAGAUACAUGUAUGGGCCUUAGUAUGUACGUUGAAAAAUAAAUUUGAUUACACAAAUAACAUUAUCUAUCAAAUCUACGUCAUGUGAUAAUGUCAUUGCGAUACGACUGUUAAUUGAUACAUCCUGCAUUGGCGCCACCUCCUAAGCAUUGGCUCCAUCUCUUUUGGAAAAAUGCAAAAUUUUCUACUACGUCGGCAAGAAGCCAAUAUUUGUGUGCAUGCAGCAUCUAAUGUAUGUUGUACGCAAUCGUUUGAUGCCGUUAGCGAUUAAAUUGGGUGGACAUUUUCUCGUCACACAGGAAAAACUCAUCCAAAUGCUUUUUAAACUCCACCAUGCCAAAACUUAUAAAGGUUCUCACGUUUUUAAAUGGGUUGAGAAUUUACGUGUCUGUACAUUUUUGGAAGAAUUAAUCUUCGCUGAAUCGCACUACAUUGCCUGAUUUUAAAAAUAAUGCAAAUUAUGUUGAAAAAACAUGUAAAAUCUAAGCACCCUGUAAAAUUGUUCAUGAAUUUCAAAACAUCCGGGCCUGAGCACCACCUCGGAAAUUGCAUUGGCUCAUUUAUUAAUGCAUCGCAAAAAAAAGGUAGCAGCGUGAUUAACGGUCGUGACAAAUCGUUCUUAAUAAAGAAGAUGCAACAUUCAAAGAUUAAUUAAAUAGCUACAAGCAAUAUUUAAAAGGCUUGCAAAAGAGUUUGUAUCACUUUGUAAUUGUUAUGAAAUCAUUUCAUGCUUUUUGGGAAUUACAAAUAUAAAACUUUGUAUUAUCUCUGUAUUACCUCUUACCCUAUAUACCUCUGCGGUCUUUCUUAUUAGCAUGAUAGAUGUGUAGAUUUCUGUAUUGCCUCUGUUUGAGAAAUUUUCUGUGAAUCAUGUUGAACCUGCUUCAUCAUGUAUUGUGAUUAAUUUUUAUACCCCCAUUACCAUUGGUAAUGGGGGCUAUAUAGGAAAAAGUUUGUCGGUCUGUCUGUCAUGAAAAUUUCAUCAGAUCUUCACUAAACUUGGUGAGAAGUUGUAUCUAGAUUAUGUCUAGAUCAAGUUUUAAUAUGGGUAAUGCCGGGUCAAAAACUAGGUCACGGGGUCACUUAGUGCGUUUUAAACCGAAAGUUUGUCUGGACCAUAACUAUGUAAUUUAUCGUUAGAUUUGAAAUGAAUUGUUACAUUUGUUCACCAUCAUGGGACGGUGUGUUAUGUGAAAGAAGAAUGUUGAUAUCUCCAAGGUCAAGGUCACACUUGGAGUUGCCCAUUAAUGAGCUUGUCCGGGCCAUAACUUUUUCAUUUAUUGUGAGACUUAAAAUUCAUUUGGCACAUUUGUUCACCAUCAUUGGACGGUGUGUCAUGCAAACGAAUUACGUCGAUAUCUCCAAUGUCAAGGUCACAAUUUGAGUUCAAAGGUCAAAAAUGGCCAUAAAUGAGCUUGUCCGGGCCAUAACUAUGGCGUUCAUGGUGAGAUUUUAAAAUCAUGUGGCAUAUUUGUUCACCAUCAUUGGACGGUGUGUCAUUGGAAAGAAUUAGGUUGAUAUCUCCAAGGUCAAGGUCACACUUUGAGUUCAUAGGUCAAAAAUGGCCCUAAAUGAGCUUGUCCUGGCCAGAACUAUGUCUUUCAUUGCGAGAUUUUAAAUAUUAUUUGGCACAUUUGUUCACAAUCAUUGGACGGUGUGUCAUGCGAAAGUAUUACGUCGAUAUCUGCAACGUCAAGGUCACACUUUGAGUUCAAAGGUCAAAAAUGGUCAUAAAUGAUCUUGUCUGGGCCAUAACUAUGUCAUUCAUUGUGAGAUUUUAAAAUUAUUUGGUACAUUUGUUCACAAUCAUUGGACAUUGUGUCAUUCGAAACAAUUACGUCGAUAUCUCCAAGGCCAAGGUCACACUUGCAGUUCAAAAGUCAAAAAUGGCCAUAAAUGAGCUUGUCUGGGCCAUAACUUUGUCAUUCAUUGUGAGAUUUUAAAAUUACUCUGUACAUUAAUUUUGUUCACAGUCAUUGGACAGCGUGUCAUGCAAAAUAUUCUGUGUCAAUGCAGCAUGUGGGGGUAUACGUCACGUCUGUGACAAAGCUCUAGUUUAUACUGUCUUCACAAGAUGUGAGUCACAACCUUCUGGAGAUAACAUGGUCACAAAGAAUAAUUAUAGUAUGGUUACUCUAUUUUCUUUGUUUCUAUAGAUCCACAAUUGAAAUAAUUGAAAUUUGUAUUUGGGACCAGUUUGCUCAAGAUCAAGGUCUAUUUUAUUGAAAAUAAAACUUUCCACUGAA